AGAGGCCUCCCGUGGGCACAGCGCCCAACAGCGACACGAGCCGCUCCGUCGCCAGCUCAGAGUCUCUGCAGCGGUGGCCUCGCCGGACCCAGGGGAACUUCAGGGUCGGAGGGCCGCGGUGGCAACGGGCACCCGGCCCCAUGGAGGCUCGUGGGGAGCUGGACCAGUCCCGGGAAUCGGCGGGCGGCGACCUGCUGCUGGCGUUGCUGGCGCGGAGAGCCGACCUGCGCCGAGAGAUCCCGAUGUGUGCCGGCUGUGAUCAGCACAUCUUGGACCGCUUCAUCCUUAAGGCCCUGGACCGACAUUGGCACAGCAAGUGUCUCAAGUGCAGCGACUGCCACAUCCCUCUGGCGGAGCGCUGCUUCAGCCGCGGGGAGAGUGUCUACUGCAAAGACGACUUUUUCAAGCGCUUCGGGACCAAGUGCGCUGCGUGCCAGCUGGGCAUCCCGCCCACGCAGGUGGUGCGCCGCGCCCAGGACUUCGUGUACCACCUGCACUGCUUCGCCUGCGUGGUUUGCAAGCGGCAGCUGGCCACAGGGGACGAGUUCUACCUCAUGGAAGACAGCCGGCUGGUGUGCAAGGCGGACUACGAGACAGCCAAGCAGCGAGAAGCCGAGGCCACAGCCAAGCGGCCGCGCACCACCAUCACCGCCAAGCAGCUGGAGACGCUGAAGAGCGCCUACAACACUUCGCCCAAGCCGGCGCGCCACGUGCGCGAGCAGCUCUCCUCCGAGACCGGCCUGGACAUGCGCGUGGUGCAGGUGUGGUUCCAGAACCGCCGGGCCAAGGAAAAGCGGCUGAAGAAAGACGCAGGCCGGCAGCGCUGGGGACAGUAUUUCCGCACCAUGAAGCGCUCCCGCGGCAGCUCAAAGUCCGACAAGGACAGCAUCCAGGAGGGACAGGACAGCGACGCUGAGGUCUCCUUCACUGAUGAGCCGUCCAUGGCGGACAUGGGGCCUGCAAAUGGCCUGUACAGCAGCCUCGGAGAGCCCACCCCUGCCUUAGGCCGCCCUGUAGGAAGCCUGGGCAGCUUUGCCCUGGAGCACGGAGGCUUGGCAGGUCCAGAGCAGUACCGAGAGCUGCGGCCAGGCAGCCCCUACGUAAUCCCCCAAUCCCCUGCAGCCCCCCAGAACCUUCCUGGCCCCCAGCCUCUCCUCUCCAGCCUGGUAUACCCAGACGCCAACCUGGGCCUUGUACCUUCAGGGCCCCCAGGUGGGCCCCCGCCCAUGAGGGUGUUGGCUGGAAAUGGACCCAGCUCCGACCUGUCCACGGAGAGCAGCGGUGGUUACCCAGACUUCCCUGCUAGCCCUGCCUCCUGGCUGGAUGAAGUAGACCAUGCUCAGUUCUGACGGAGGCCCCUAAUUCCCCUGGCUCUAACUCAGGGGUCUUGGUGCUGCCUCUGGGCGGGUAGCUAACCCUACCCAAUGCUGUCUACUGCAAGGACCUCUAAGGGAAGGACAGGGUUCUCAAGUGGGAGACUAGGGGCUGCUCCACCUCCAGGCUCCCUGGCCCCUCCCUGGGGCUGAGGUGCUCCAUGGCCCUUCCUUGGACACAAGAGUGGCCUGUCUGGUGGCUGUCCACAGGUCAGUGACUCUUGACCACAUUUUGUAAGCAUUUCUCUUCUUUAAUCUACCAGUUAACAGAGUCCUUGCUGCUGUUUGAGACAGGGCAGGAGGCCAGACCUUAAUGUCCUGGCAUAAAACAAUAGUAACAACUUGCUUCAUUGCUUCUAAUGGGCUUGGUAAAGGCUCACGCUUGUGUCCUCCCGGGCCACUGACUAACCCAGGGAGCAGAGGUCUCCUCCCAACUGCCGGCCCUCCCUCCCUGGAGUCUUCAGAUCUUUCUGCUCUGGCAUUCACUGAGGAAGCAGAGCUUUCUGGAGCCCCUUCUCCAAGGUGUCAUCUUCAAACAUGAGCGCAGUUCCCCUUCUCCUGAGGCACAGCCUCGCUCAGGGGCAGAGCAGAAUUGUGCACCAAGGACAGAUACCAUUGCCAAACAGACUGUGGUCCUGUGCAGGAGCGGGAUGAUUCUGCCAGCCCAGACUGGGCGGUCUCCCCCAUGGGAGGAGGCUGGGCUGGGGGUCCUCCCAAUUGACUCUGUCUCAGACCCAAAGCUUGGCCAUGUGUAAGUUGAAAUCAUUCCUGAAAACCAGGAACUUGGCUACCUGUUGGUUCUGUAAACGUCCCGUGACUUUUAUUUAUUCCCUGGUGACCCACUCUUUCCAAGACUUCAAUAAAUUUGUCAGUUUCAGUGCGAGAA
Meriones unguiculatus (Mongolian gerbil) is the source of this 2259-nucleotide messenger RNA. RefSeq names its product LIM homeobox 3 (gene Lhx3). Lineage: Eukaryota; Metazoa; Chordata; Mammalia; Rodentia; Muridae. The transcript has 6 exons. Gene Ontology annotation, biological process: regulation of transcription by RNA polymerase II; neuron differentiation. Gene Ontology annotation, molecular function: DNA-binding transcription factor activity, RNA polymerase II-specific; RNA polymerase II transcription regulatory region sequence-specific DNA binding. The record is from RefSeq and is a predicted model, not a curated record. Gene Ontology annotation, cellular component: nucleus. Bases 141 to 1349 code for a protein of 402 amino acids.